Trichoderma atroviride IMI 206040 is the source of this 1053-nucleotide messenger RNA. The record is from RefSeq and is a predicted model, not a curated record. NCBI's taxonomy places the organism in Eukaryota, Fungi, Ascomycota, Sordariomycetes, Hypocreales, Hypocreaceae.
AAUGAUACUGACACAUGGACAGUCAACAUCGGAACUCCCCCCCAGACCGUCUACGCCCAAAUCGACACGGGCUCCUUCGAGCUCUGGGUCAACCCCGACUGCUCCAACGUCGCCUCCUCGGACCGCCGCUUCUGCCAGGCCAUUGGCUCCUACAACCCGCGCUCCUCCUCCUCGGCCGCCACCACCGACGAGUCCGCCAUGCUCCGCUACGGCAUCGGCUCCGCCAACGUCUCGUACUUCAAGGACACCAUCGCGCUGUCCGGCGCCCCGGCCAUGAAGCAGGUGCAGUUCGGCGUCGCCUCGGCCAGCGUCGACGAGUUCUCCGGCAUCCUCGGCAUCGGCGCCGGCGAGGGCGUCAACACCGACUACCCCAACUUCAUUGACGCGCUGGCCGCCCAGGGGGUCACCAAGACAAAGGCCUUUAGCCUCGCGCUGGGCAGCAAGGCCGAGGAAGAGGGCGUCAUCAUCUUUGGCGGCGUCGACACGGCCAAGUUCCAGGGCAAGCUCGCAACGCUGCCCAUUGUGCCGGCAAAGGAGUCGCCCGACGGCGUGGCGCGCUACUGGGUCAGGAUGAACUCGAUUGCGCUGUCGCCGCCGCAGGGCAAGGCCACGACCUUUAGCCAGACGGACAUGACCGUCUUCUUGGACAGCGGCUCGACGCUGACGCUGCUGCCGGAGCAGGUGGUGGAGGAGAUUGCAACGGGGCUGGGGUCGAGCGGCAUGGACUCGACGGGCUACUAUGCCAUCAACUGCAACCUGGCGAGCCAAAAGGGAACAAUCGACUUUGCCUUUGACGGCGUGACGAUUUCUGUGCCGUACAGCGAGGUGAUUCGCCAGGUCAGCUCGUCGCCGCCGCAGUGCUACCUGGGCAUGAUGGGCAGCACCGAGUUUGCUCUCCUGGGCGAUACCUUUUUGCGAUCCGCCUAUGCCGUCUUCGACCUCACCGGCAACAGCAUCCACCUCGCCCAAUACGCCAACUGCGGCACCAAAGUCCUGACCAUCACCCCCGACUCUGCUCUCCAGGGCCUCUCCAGCAGCUGCGGCGGAGGCAGC